Mercenaria mercenaria is the source of this 1168-nucleotide messenger RNA. RefSeq lists its product as uncharacterized. The transcript has 4 exons. The coding region runs from base 10 to 1083 and encodes 357 amino acids. The record is from RefSeq and is a predicted model, not a curated record. NCBI's taxonomy places the organism in Eukaryota, Metazoa, Mollusca, Bivalvia, Venerida, Veneridae.
GUUAUAUCAAUGACAACGCACACAGCAACGCCGUUAGACAUUUUUCAGAAAGGCAGCGCAAAAGGAAGAAGAUAUUCUGAAUCUUUAAUGAUGCAGGAACACACCCAUUACUAUUGCAGACCUUCACUGUCUCCAGAUAUGAACGUCGGGAAUGAAUAUAAACCUACAGGUGGCUUCGGUGACUGCAACGAAGGAAGACGGAUUUGUGAUGUCUCCAGACCAAACUCGUCUGCGGCUAUCGCGCUAGAACUGAAUGGGCAGACGCCACAAAAACAUAGUCUCUACGAGGAUCCGUCAAUAUGGAACAGGACCGACUAUGAAUCCAGCAUUAACUUGCUGUCAAACCAAACCAACAAUCAGAGACAGUAUUUAAAGAUACAACAGGAAAAAUAUGCAAGGAACAAAGCACUCAUUGAACACUUGAAGAACUUGCUCCAGAAAGAGGCAGACGACUGUACGAGAAAGAAAACUGAAAUCGCAUGUUUAUCGAACGAGCGCGAAAAGUGUGCAAAACAGAUCAAUCUUCACGCGGCGUUAUGCUCCAAAAGCAAAGACAGAUUCUUGAUGGAAGAGGCACUCAACAGGGAACUAAAGAAAAAGAAAACGAUGCUCGUGCUUGAAAAUAAAGCGAAGAAGCAAGGAACAAAUCAUGGUGUUACAGGCGAUGUUAACGUGUCCAAACGUCUAACCGAGCGAGAGCAGGACAAAAUAGUGCGUCUGCAGCAGAAGGGACGCUUGACCAAUGACUCUGCUGAUAUCCCAGACCAAAAUUUUCAGUUAAACACAGAAAAGAGAAAUAGAAUAAAUCUUCCACACAUCAAAAGCAGAAAUGGUCAUUUAGAAGAUGAUGCUAUUGCCGAGAAAUCGUCUAAACGUGUAGCAGUCGUUUUGCCCGAUAUCAACAAAAGAGAAACAAAAUCGAUAGGCCACAAGAUUGAUCAGUGUCAAGGCCAUGCAACUUCCACUACAACUAAGAACUACGUGAAAAAGGUUGGCUUACAAAAAGGACAUGCGCCUCAGCCACCUACAGGCAUUACAAAAAACGCAAAGAGAUACCAUAGAAAAUAUAAAGUCGAUAAAUAGUGACUUUAAUUCUUAUCAAUUUCAUUCUUAUUUCGUAUUUUGAUCUUUUAUAUAUUCACAAAAAAACAAUGAUUGUUAUAGAGAA